This is a messenger RNA of Lycium ferocissimum, 1278 nucleotides long. RefSeq names its product probable plastid-lipid-associated protein 10, chloroplastic. Bases 188 to 913 code for a protein of 241 amino acids. Lineage: Eukaryota; Viridiplantae; Streptophyta; Magnoliopsida; Solanales; Solanaceae. The transcript is spliced from 9 exons. The record is from RefSeq and is a predicted model, not a curated record.
UGGAGGGGCAUAAUUAUAAUUGCACAUUUUAGAUGAGGCCAGCAUAUUUCAGUAUUUCCAGCCUCUUCUUUGUCUCUAUUUUAGUUCUAAAUUAAUUAAGCAUUCUGAGAAUAAUAUCAUUAUCAGCUUUCUUGUUUGAUUCUACUUUGAGCCUUCAUGCCUCAUUUGAGAUUUUAAUAGCUACCCAAUGAUUUCAGGUAUCAGUUCCGCCCUAUGCGUGAGACCGAUUGUCUCCUUUUCAAACACCAUAAGAGGAGUACACAACCAUGGAAGAGUUACUUGUUUGGCUACCUCCAUGUCAUCUACCUCUAUGACUGUGGCAAGAGAUGCUGAGAAAGAUCUGGAAAGCCGAAAAUACGACCUGCUUAAUAUCAUCCAAGAUACUCAACGAGGCCUAGUGACAACUGCUGAUCAACGAUCCACCAUUGAGGAGGCUAUGGUAGUGGUUGAAGGUUUCGAUGCUGGCAAGGAAAUUGACUUGAGUAAGUUGGACGGAACAUGGCGGUUGCAGUAUACAUCUGCACCAGAUGUGGUUGUUCUUUUUGAGUCUGCUGCUAGGCUUCCGUUCCUUCAGGUGGGUCAAAUUUUCCAGAAAUUUGAGUGCCAAAAUGAAUCCGGUGGAGGGUUGGUACGCAAUGUAAUCAAAUGGAGUGUUCCACGCUUAUUAGAGGAGAAUGAAGGUGCUACACUGAUAGUUUCUGCCAAAUUUUCUUGUGUUUCUGCUCGUAACAUCUACCUCAAGUUUGAGGAGAUAAGUCUUCAAAAUAUUAACAUCAGUGAUGAUCUGCAAGCUGUAAUAGCUCCAGCAUUCCUGCCCAGGUCAUUUUUAAGUUUACAGAUACUGCAGUUUAUUCGGACUUUCAAAGCUCAAGUUCCAGUGACCAGUCGUCCAGAGAGGUAUAACGUGAUGUAACCAUAAUCACAAUUGAUUUUCUUACUAGUGGUCUAUUAUAUUCAUGUGAAGAAGGGUCAUGUGCAGGCAGUCUGUGGGGGGCCUCUAUUACCUUUCUUAUUUGGAUAAGAAUAUGCUUUUAGGCCGCGCUGUUGGAGGCGGUGGGGUAUUUAUAUUCACUAGAGCUCAAGCUCUUGCUUGCUAACAGCCAGUUCAAAAACAAAUAGUUUCACCAAUCUCAUCAUGCAUUUGUGGAUUAUCACAUAUACGAAUAACAAAGAUGAAGAACAAAGAGGAGAAGAAAGAAAUUGUGAAGAGAAAUUUGCAUAAAUGGAAUCUUCUGUAAUGUUUCACUUGAUUAUACAAUGAGAGCAUUUAUAAGUAUA